Molecule: messenger RNA, 2922 nt
Organism: Tripterygium wilfordii
Lineage: Eukaryota; Viridiplantae; Streptophyta; Magnoliopsida; Celastrales; Celastraceae
Product: probable LRR receptor-like serine/threonine-protein kinase RKF3
Exons: 5
Coding region: 967-2922 (651 amino acids)
Biological process (GO): protein phosphorylation
Molecular function (GO): protein kinase activity; ATP binding
Source: RefSeq, a predicted model, not a curated record
CAGGAUGGGACUAAGGUUCAAGAACUGUUCUUCUGCAGCAGAUAAGAUUUUUGCUCAGAAGAGAUGUUAUUGCCAUCCUUAGGCAUGUGAACCUUGUUGCUUUAAGAGGCUAUCGUAACGCAGAGGUGAUUUCAGAAAUCAUCAGGACACCAGAGAAUCAUUGGUUGUGAUUUGGUGUAGAAUGGGAGCCUCCAUGGCCAUCUUUUUGGUCCGGUAAAGAGAAAACUGAGUUGGCCUGUUCGUCAAAAGAUUCUCCUUGGAAAUGCUCACAGGAUUAGCUUAUUUACAUUUUGUUGUGCAGGCAUCAAUCAUUCACAGAGAUGUUAAAGCUAGUAAUCUACUGUUAAAUGAGACAUUUGAGCCACAACUGGCUGAUUUUGGUUUGCAAAGUUUACUCCUGAUGGAUUAUCGCAUUUGAGCACCACCGUAAUGGGUAAUCUUGGUUACGUUUCCUCAGAGUAUCCUUUGCAUGGGCAAUUAAUUAACUGAUAGGGCGUCUACAGUUCUGGGGUUGUGCUUCUUGAGCUAUUGUGAGGGAAGGAAGCAGUUAUUUCACUUAACAAGGACGAAACUUCGCUUUUGACAGAUUGGAUUUGAUCACUAGUAAGGGAAGGUAGAAAAUUUGAUGUUAUCGACAAAACCAUGCUCGAAUUGGGUCCUCCUGAAGUUAUGGAGAGAAGUAUGUUCUGGUUGGAGUUCUGUCUUCUCAUCCACUAUUGCAUGCUAGGCUGACAGUGGUCCAGAUUGUGACGAUAUUGGAGACUGACUCUGCAAUUCCUUCUAUUCCCAUCAUCCGUUUUCAAUCUUAGCAACAGGGAAGAUGGUGUAGACAAAAGCUUUGCUGCUUCAAGUGUGAUCGAUCAGACAUUCGAAGUGGUCUUCAUUCGGCUCCAGAAAGUAUAACACCUCCACAAGCUCUGAAAAGAAGGUCAGAAUCAUCAGUUCCAACCAAGAAAACAUAGGAUCAUGAGCAUGCCAUAUUUGAUGAUCUUUCUUCUUCUUGGGAAAGGCUUCGGUUUCUUUAAUGCUAGUUUUUGCUCAGCAGGUGACAAUGAAAACCCAAGAAGACAACUCAGCAACUUUACCUGUCCCUUGGAUUUCAGGUCUCAACGAGAAUUAAUGAUCAACAACCUCCAGCGACUUGCUUUUGUUGAUGUUCCAACAGAGUGCCAAGCGAUUGUUCACUCAACUCGAUUGAUUCGAUCAUAUUACCUUAAAUCGACCGGGUACUUCUAUCCACCUUUUAAUACUUCAGAUGCAUGUUGGAACUCCUAUCUAGAUUUAGUUCACGAGUUCAUUCCUGAGUUCAACUUGCAAUCCACUUGUGGAUUUAACGCCGGUUUGAUCGCACAGGGUUGUUUGAAUGUUUCAACUCAAUCACAAUUUGAAACUCUAAUUACCAAUUCUGAAUUACAAGAUAUUAGGCUUUCUUGUAACCAGUCUUUAGCGGAUAACUCCUCUUGUGCUUCAUGUCUGAGCACUUUGUCUCGUGUUCAGACAGCUCACUUUACUGGUCCUGGUGUUUCCAAUACUUCGGAUUGUGCUUCAUAUCCAUACGUAUAUGCUGCUGCAGUAGCUAAUAGAGAUGGACCAACUGAUUCAAACACUGUUAGAUGCUUGUUAUCGAUUAGUUUUGAUCCGAGAAAUUCUCAUGCAAAGAAGAAACAUCUGACUGAAAUGUGGUGGGGUCUGGCAUGGUGUACCUGUGGCUUGUUUGGGGGAGUUGUGAUUGUCUGGUUUAUCAGCAGAAGAAAGAAGAGAUUGAUAAAAAGAAAAAGUAAAUGGAAAAGAAACAUGGCUCAUGAUGAGAUGGUUUCACAUUUGGAGAUGGAAAUGAGUAGUGUAAAUAGUGCAAUCACUAAGUUCACAAUUGAGGAAAUCAAGAAAGCUACAAACAAUUUCUCAAGGGACAAAAUUAUUGGAAUGGGAGGAUACGCGAAUGUUUACAAAGGUAUAUUGGAGGAUAGGACCAUGGUUGCAUUGAAAAGGUUCAAGAACUGUUCUGCCAUCGGUGAUGCAAAUUUUGCACAUGAGGUUGAGGUUUUUGCUAGCGUAAGGCAUGCGAAUAUUGUUACUUUGAGAGGAUAUUGUACCACAGCAGCACCUGCGGAGGGAUGCCAAAGAAUCAUUGUUUGUGAUUUGGUGCAGAAUGGGAGCCUCCACGACCAUCUUUUUCAACCGGGAAAGAAAAAACUUAGUUGGCCAGUUCGUCAAAAGAUUGCCAUCGGAACUGCUCGUGGGUUGGCCUAUUUGCAUUUUGGGCUAAAUCCUGCUGUCAUUCACAGGGAUGUCAAAGCCAGCAACAUUCUGCUUGAUGAAGCAUUUGAGCCAAAACUGGCUGAUUUUGGGCUUGCAAAGUUCACUCCUGACGGAUUUUCUCAUUUGAGCACAAAGGUAGCUGGUACUCUUGGUUAUGUUUCCCCAGAGUAUGCUUUGUAUGGUCAAUUAACAGAGAAAAGUGAUGUCUACAGUUUCGGGGUCGUGCUUCUCGAGCUAUUGAGUGGGAAGGAAGCAUUUACUUCUGCUGACAAUGGUGAAACUUCACUUUUGACAGAUUGGGCCUGGUCGCUAGUAAGGGAACAUAGAACCUUAGCUGUUAUCGAUGAAACCAUGCCUGAAUUGGGUCCUCCUGACAUUAUGGAGAAGUAUAUUCUGGUUGCAGUUCUAUCUUCACAUCCAUUAUCACAAGCUAGGCCAACAAUGAACCAGAUUGUGAAGUUAUUGGAGACUGACUCUCUAAUUCCCUCCAUCCCUGACCGUCCCCGUGAUCUGCAACCAUUCUUAGCUACAAGCAACAGCACAUUCUACAUUCUACAAGCAACACAAGAAGGUGAGAAUAAGUUCCUUUUGUUGUUGUGUAAUACAAGCAAUCAUAGUUUAGAUCUUCUCGGUUGUCGGCUUCAGAAAAAUGUAUCAGAUUAA